Molecule: messenger RNA, 1317 nt
Organism: Trametes versicolor FP-101664 SS1
Lineage: Eukaryota; Fungi; Basidiomycota; Agaricomycetes; Polyporales; Polyporaceae
Product: Metallo-hydrolase/oxidoreductase
Exons: 5
Coding region: 1-933 (310 amino acids)
Biological process (GO): glutathione metabolic process; hydrogen sulfide metabolic process
Molecular function (GO): sulfur dioxygenase activity
Source: RefSeq, a predicted model, not a curated record
AUGCUCUCACCGACGAUACCUCCCGCGGAACCGUGGAGACGGCACGUCAGUGCCGACCCAGAGACCACUCCGACGGUGUACACCUUCUUUGAGAAGGCGACGUCGACCUGGCAGUACAUCGUGGUCGACCCGAAGACUUCCGAAGCCGUGCUGGUCGACCCCGUGCUCGACUACGACCCGAACUCCGGUUCAAUUUCCACCGACACGGCGGACGGGCUGGUCUCCUUCAUCGAGCAGAACAAGCUCCGAGUUACGCGCAUCCUCGAGACACAUGCCCAUGCGGAUCACCUCACCGCCGCUCAGUAUCUCAAGCAACAGUUGUAUGGAGACGUCACCGUCUGUAUCGGCCAGCGCAUCACGCAGGUGCAGAACACGUUCGCCCCCAUAUAUGGUCUCGAGCCCGCCUCCCUCGAGAACGCCUUCGACGUGUACUUCCAGGACAACGAGGAGUUCGCGCUGGGCUCUCUGUCCUGCCACGUGAUGCACCUGCCUGGACAUACACCCGACCACGUCGGCUAUGUUGUAGGCAAAGCGGUGUUCACCGGUGAUUCGAUCUUCAACCCUGAUGUAGGUUCAGCUCGCGCCGACUUCCCAGGCGGAGAUGUAGAGACCCUAUAUGCGUCCAUGCAACGCCUUCUAUCCCUGCCAGAGGACUACCGGCUCUACGUCGGACACGAUUACCCUCAGAACCGCGAUCAGACAUGCUUUGCCACCGUCGCUGAUCAACGGGCGCAGAACAGGCAUGUCAAGAUUGGCACCGAGCCCUCCACGUUCAUACAGUUCCGCAAGGAGCGCGACGCGGUCCUAGGGGCACCUCGGCUUCUCCACCCCGCUCUGCAGGUCAACAUCCGAGCCGGCAGACUGCCGCCCCCAGACGACAAGGGGAGAAUCUUCCUGCGCAUCCCCGUUCGGGUGGACCUCCAACUGGAGUAGACACUACGUACGUGAUCGACGCGGGCUCGUUUCCGUUCCUCGUCCUGUUCCCAUCGUUAUCAAUCAAAUUGUACCCGAUGCACACACCCUCGAGGUGCCCGACGGACAAUGUUACACAAGAAUCUCCGGGCUCACCUGCCGCGGUGGCGGUGCAGUAAGCACGGCGACAAGACGGUGUCGACAGACUGGCUCAACUGUAAAUGAAGAUUAAUGAGAAGGCCGUCGACCCACAGCCAGUGCGAUCAAACCGCGGCGAGGCGAUACCUCACCCGUCCUCACAUAAACCCGCAUAUCCUCAGAUAUAAGACCUUCGGGGCCGGUGUGGGGCUCUCAGCGUGCGUCAAAUACCCUCGUAUACACUUCCACUUCCUCACUGCCGCGUUU